Megalobrama amblycephala (Wuchang bream) is the source of this 6472-nucleotide messenger RNA. RefSeq lists its product as uncharacterized. The coding region runs from base 185 to 6052 and encodes 1955 amino acids. Lineage: Eukaryota; Metazoa; Chordata; Actinopteri; Cypriniformes; Xenocyprididae. The record is from RefSeq and is a predicted model, not a curated record. The transcript has 23 exons. Gene Ontology annotation, molecular function: protein binding.
UAUAGUCUUUGGAAGAGUGCUGUUUAGUGGCAGGUGAAGUGAGUCAGUGGAGGAGAUCAAACUCAUCAGAUUCUCCUGCAGCUUCAUCAUUACUGAUUCACAAGGAUCCAGAGAUGGAGAUUUUUCUCCAGGAUGCAGUUCAGUCCAGCAGAAGAGCUCAAACCCAGAGUCCAGCUGUGUGUCUAUGAAGAGUAACUACUCUAUGGAUCCACCACUAAAGUUUAAGAAUGGAGACACAUGGCCUGAUGUCAGUUCAGUCCAGCAAAAGAGCUCAAACCCAGAGUCCAGCUGUGUGUCUAUGAAGAGUGACUGCUCUAUGGAUCCGCCACUAAAGUUAAAGAGUGAAGACACACAGCCUGAUCUCAGGUCAAACCUUCUAUCCAGACCAGUUAAAAACAAAACUGUGUUCACACCUGUGAUUCAACCGCAAGACUUAAAUGAAAGCAUGAAUCCUGGUUUCAGCCAUGACUCUAAACCUGCUGAAGUCCUCAACACAUUGAGAUCAAAUCUGAUAAAGAAGUUUGAGUGUUUGUAUGAGGGAAUAUCAAAGCAGGGAAACCCAACACUCCUGAAUGAGAUCUACACAGAGCUCUACAUGACAGAGAGUGAAAGUGGAGAGAUCAGUAAUGAGCAUGAGGUGAGACAGAUUGAGACACAGUCCAGGAGAGCAGAGACAGAGGACACACCGAUCAAAUGCAGUGACAUCUUUAGACCUUUACCUGGACAAGACAAACCCAUCAGAACUGUGCUGACAAAGGGAGUCGCUGGCAUUGGAAAAACAGUCUCUGUGCAGAAGUUCAUCCUGGACUGGGCUGAAGGGAAAGAGAAUCAGGACGUCCAGCUCAUAUUUCCACUUCCUUUCAGAGAGCUCAACUUGAUGAAGGACAAAACACUCAGUCUUUCAGAUCUUCUUCAUGUCUUUUUCCCUGAAACUAAAGAAAUGGAAAUAUCUAGUGACAGAUAUAAAGUGUUGUUCAUCUUUGAUGGUCUGGAUGAGUAUCGUCUGCCUCUGGAUUUUCAGAGCGAUGUGAGGUUGUGUGAUGUGACUGAAUCAGCCUCAGUGGACGUGCUGCUGAUGAACCUCAUUGUGGGGAAUCUGCUUCCCUCUGCUCUCAUCUGGAUCAUCUCCAGACCAGCAGCAGCUGAUCUCGUCCCCUCUGAGUGUGUCCAUCGAGUGACAGAGGUACGAGGAUUCAGUGACCCACAGAAGGAGGAUUACUUCAGGAAGAGAAUCAGGGAUCAGAGUCUGGCCUACAGGAUCAUCUCACACCUGAAGUCAUCAAGGAGCCUCUUUAUUAUGUGUCACAUCCCAGUGUUCUGCUGGAUCUCAGCCACUGUUCUAGAGAAGAUGUUGAGGAAAUCAUGGAAAGGAGAGAUUCCCAAGACUCUCACUCAAAUGUACACGCACUUCAUGAUCAUUCAGAUCAACAUCAAACAUGAGAAGGACUAUGAGACAAAAGUGAAAGAUGAAGACAUGAUUGUCAAACUGGGGAAACUGGCUUAUCAGCAGCUUGUGAAAGGAAACCUGAUCUUCUAUGAGGAAGACCUGAGAGAGUGUGGCAUUGAUGUGACAGAAGCAUCAGUGUACUCAGGAUUGUGCUCUCAGAUCUUCAGAGAGGAGUUGGGCUUGUAUCAGGGGAAAGUCUUCUGCUUUGUUCAUCUGAGCAUUCAGGAACAUCUAGCAGCUCUAUAUGUGCAUCUCUCCUUCAUAAACAAGAAAAUCAAUGUUUUUGACCAGAUUACCAAACCAACUAAUGGAGACAAAGUUUCACUAUCUGAUCUCCAUCAGAGAGCUGUGGAUGAGGCUUUAGACAGUAAAAAUGGGCAUCUGGACCUUUUCCUUCGUUUCCUUCUGGGUCUGUCAGUGGAGUCUAAUCAGAGUCUCUUACAAGAACUAAAGACACAGACAGGAAACAGAUCUCACAACAAUGAGAAAACAGUUGACUAUAUUAAAGAGAAGAUCAGUGAGAAUCCCUCUCCAGAUAAAUACAUCAAUCUGUUUCACUGUCUGAAUGAACUAGGUGAUCUUUCACUGGUGAACGAAGCUCAACCUUAUAUGAGCUCUAGAGGAUUACGUAAUGUGAAACUCUCCUCAUCUCAGUGGUCAGCUUUAGUGUUUGUGUUGUUGACCUCAGAAGAGACAAUGAAUGAAUUUAAGCUGAAGAGCUUAAUUGGAGCUGAAAAUGAUCAUGUCGCAUCUGUCACCUUGAAAGCACAAAAUACAGCAGAUGAAGUUCUUCAGAAGCUACUGCCUGUGGUUACAGCAACUAGAUCAGCUCUGUUGAGUUGUUCUGGUCUCACAGAUGAAGGUUGUGCUUCUCUGGCUUCAGCUCUGAGAUCAAACCCUUCACACCUGAGAAAACUGGAUCUUUCUGGGAAUAAUCUAGGAGACUCCGGAGUGAAGCUGCUCUCUGUACUGGAGAAUCCUCACUGUAAACUGGAGGAACUGCGGUUGAAUGAUUGUGGCAUCACCGAUCAAGGUUGUGCUGCUCUGGCUUUAGCUCUGAGAUCAAACCCCUCACACAUCAGAGAACUGAAUCUGUCUGAGAAUAAACUACAAGACUCAGGAGUGAAGCUGCUCUUUGCUGUACUGGAGAAUCCUCACUGUAAACUGGAGACACUGUGGUUAAAUUAUUGUGGUGUCACAGAUGAAGGUUGUGCUGCUCUGGCUUCAGCUCUGAGAUCAAACCCCUCACACCUGAAAGUACUGCAUCUGUCUGGUAAUAAUUUAGGACAGUCAGGAGUGAAGCUGCUCUCUGGUCUGAAGGCUGAUCCACAUUAUAAACUGGAGACACUAAUAAAAGGUCUCAUCAAAUAUGUUUUCAGUGGGAAUGCAGCAUCACCCACCAUGGUGUAUGGCAUUGGGCCUUGUACACCAGACCCAGGCAAAGAGCAGUCAGCAGGGACAGACAAAGUUUUGGCCUCCAUGCCUCUCCCGAGAGCAGAACCACUGAACACUCCACCAUCACUUAUUCUGCCGAAGUCUCCGACAUGGAACUGUGAUGCCAUCAUUUGCUCCUCAAUUGCUCUACAAGUCAUAUGGACAGAUUCAGCAAUGGUGCUUUUCCCUAGACGUUCCAGACACACUUUGCAGAGUGAGCCGGAACCUCUGGACAUGACUGUGGCUGAGGAGGAUGUGGAGCCAGAGUUGUCGGAACUCACUACACCUUUCAAUCCCCUUCCUGCCAUACAGAGGCCUGCAACCCCAUUACUGGCAGGUGAAAGAUCAGCUACCCCCACACCACUGCCAAGCACCUGCACACCACAAAUAACAGCUCACAGAGCUGACACCCCUAUCCCCACUAUACAUCCCAGGGUUCAAGCUCUGGUGACUGACAGUCUUUUGAAGAAGAAUAUUUUGUUUGAUCAAGAGUCAGUUGAAGAGAUCAAACUUAUCAGAUUCUCCUGCAGCUUCAUCAUGACUGAUUCACAAGGAUCCAGAGAUGGAGAUUUUUCUCCAGAAUGCAGUUCAGUCCAGCAGAAGAACUCAAACCCAGAGUCCAGCUGUGUGUCUGUGAAGAGUGACCGUUCUAUGGAUCCUCCACCAAAGUUUAAGAGUGGAGACAAACGGCCUGAUCUCAGUUUUAAGACAGUCCAGCAGAAGAGAUCAAAACCAGAGUCCAGCUGUGUGUCUAUGAAGAGUGACUGCUCUAUGGAUCCACCACUAAAUUUUAAGAGUGGAGACACACAGCCUGAUCUCAGCCAUGAGUCUAAACCUGCUGAAGUCCUCAACACAUUUCGAUCAAAUCUGAGGAAGAAGUUUGAGUGUUUGUAUGAGGGAAUAUCAAAGCAGGGAAACCCAACACUCCUGAAUGAGAUCUACACAGAGCUCUACAUCACAGAGAGUGAAAGUGGAGAGAUCAGUAAUGAGCAUGAGGUGAGACAGAUUGAGACACAGUCCAGGAGAGCAGAAACAGAGGACACACCGAUCAAAUGCAGUGACAUCUUUAGACCUUUACCUGGACAAGACAAACUCAUCAGAACUGUGCUGACAAAGGGAGUCGCUGGCAUUGGAAAAACAGUCUCUGUGCAGAAGUUCAUCCUGGACUGGGCUGAAGGGAAAGAGAAUCAGGACGUCCAGCUCAUAUUUCCACUUCCUUUCAGAGAGCUCAACUUGAUGAAGGACAAAACACUCAGUCUUUCAGAUCUUCUUCAUGUCUUUUUCCCUGAUACAAAAGAAAUGGAAAUAUCCAGUGACAAAUAUAAAGUGUUGUUCAUCUUUGAUGGUCUGGAUGAGUGUCGUCUGUCUCUGGAUUUUCAGAGCGAUGUGAAGUUGUGUGAUGUGACUGAAUCAGCCUCAGUGGACGUGCUGCUGAUGAACCUCAUUGUGGGGAAUCUGCUUCCCUCUGCUCUCAUCUGGAUCACCUCCAGACCAGCAGCAGCUGAUCUCGUCCCCUCUGAGUGUGUCCAUCGAGUGACAGAGGUACGAGGCUUCAGUGACCCACAGAAGGAGGAAUACUUCAGGAAGAGAAUCAGGGAUCAGAGUCUGGCCUACAGGAUCAUCUCACACCUGAAGUCAUCAAGGAGCCUCUUUAUUAUGUGUCAAAUCCCAGUGUUCUGCUGGAUCUCAGCCACUGUUCUAGAGAAGAUGUUGAGUGAAGCAGAGAGAGGAGAGAUUCCCAAGACUCUCACUCAAAUGUACACACACUUCCUGAUCAUUCAGACCAACAUCAAACAUGAGAAGGACUAUGAGAGGAAAGAGAAAAAUGAAGAUAUGAUUGUCAGACUGGGAAAACUGGCUUAUCAGCAGCUUGUGAAAGGAAACCUGAUCUUCUAUGAGGAAGACCUGACAGAGUGUGGCAUUGAUGUGACAGAAGCAUCAGUGUACUCAGGAUUGUGCUCUCAGAUCUUCAGAGAGGAGUUGGGCUUGUAUCAGGGGAAAGUUUUCUGCUUUGUUCAUCUGAGCAUUCAGGAACAUCUAGCAGCUCUAUAUGUGCAUCUCUCCUUCAUAAACAAGAACAUCAAUGUGUUUGACCAGAUUACCAAACCAACUAAUGGAGACAAAGUUUCACUAUCUGAUCUCCAUCAGAGAGCUGUGGAUGAGGCUUUAGACAGUAAAAAUGGGCAUCUGGACCUUUUCCUUCGUUUCCUUCUGGGUCUGUCAAUGGAUUCUAAUCAAAGUCUCUUACAAGAACUAAAGACACAGACAGGAAACAGAUCUCACAACAAUAAGAAAACAGUUGACUAUAUUAAAGAGAAGAUCAGUGAGAAUCCCUCUCCAGAUAAAUACAUCAAUCUGUUUCACUGUCUGAAUGAACUGGGUGAUCUUUCAUUAGUGAAUGAAGCUCAACCUCACAUGAGCCGUGGAAGAUUACGUGGUGUGAAACUCUCCUCAUCUCAGUGGUCAGCUUUAGUUUUUGUGUUGUUGACCUCAGAGCAGGCAAUGCGUCAUUUUAACCUGAACAGCUUAUUUGGAGCCACUGAUGAUCAUGAUGCAUCUGUUACCCUGAAAGCACAAAAUACAGCAGAUGAAGUUCUUCAGAAGCUGCUGCCUGUGGUUACAGCAACUAGAUCAGCUACGUUGAGUAAGUGUGGUGUCACAGAUGAAGGUUGUGCUGCUCUGGCUUCAGCUCUGAGAUCAAACCCCUCACACCUGAGAGAACUGUUUCUGAAUGUGAAUAAAUCAGGAGACUCAGGAGUGAAGCUGCUCUCUGUUGUACUGGAUCCUCACUGUAAAUUGGAUAAACUGGGGUUGAGUAACUGUGAUGUCACAGAUGAAGGUUGUGCUGCUCUGGCUUCAGCUCUGAAAUCAAACCCUUCACAACUGAGAGAACUGAAUCUGUCAUAUAAUAAUCUAGGAGACUCCGGUGUGAAGCUGCUCUCUGCUGUACUGGAGAAUCCUCAAUGUAAACUGGAGAAACUGGUGUUGAGUAAGUGUGGUGUCACAGAUGAAGGUUGUGUUGCUCUGGCUUCAGCUCUGAGAUCAAACCCCUCACACCUGAGAGAAUUGAAUCUGAAUAGGAAUAAUCUAGGAGAUUUAGGAGUGAAGCUACUCUCCGAUCUGAAGGAUGAUCCACAGUUUAAACUGGAUACACUAUGGACUUUCAGAUGACAGUCUGAUCUUCUGAUGAUCAUCUGAUGGUGAAUAAGGUUCCACUACAGAGACUCGCAGUCAACACAAUCAAGAGACUGAAGAUACAGUGACUUCAGUGGUAUAAAUGAAGACUUCAUUUAGAUUUCAAUGAUUUCAGAGCAGCAAAUUUUCAUUCAUAGAUUAACCAUUUUAUUUGUAUAAAAACACAGUAUAAACUCAAAGUUUUACAAAGAAAAUACAGAUAUACAUCAUGUUUUUAAUAAUAGUUGUAUUACAUUUUUAUUAAUGUAUUAAAGGAGUCAUAUGAUGCAUUUUCAUGUUUUCCUUAUCUUUAGUCUAUGUAUCUGUUUGUGCAUGUAUAAGAUCUGCAAAUUUACCAAGCUCAAAGUCUCCUACAAAAAGAUCUAAUGCCUGGUGUGUUACACUGUACGAUUUUGG